AAAAUUUUAAUUUGUUUACAUUUUUUGUUUGUAUUUUUAUUUUUUUUUGCAAGCAAAUUUAAUAAAAAUAAAAACAAUGGACGAUUUGGGGAAAUUGAAAAAGAAAAUUACAAAUUCCUUUAAAAUAAGUGGUUUCCUAAUUAGAUCCGAAAAUAGUGUGUUCUUGGCUGAACAGUUGCUGCCAUUUGAGGAAGAUGAACGUGACAAAUGGUUGACCAUAAUCACCGAAAACCUACAGAGUCAACGUUUAAAAUCAGCUCAUGUAGAUAGAGCUGCUUUAGAAAAGGCCAUCAAUGAAAUAAACCGUGUGGGUUUGGAUGAAGGCGAAGCUGUAUUUUCGGUGAUAAAUGCAUUUGAUAUUCCUCGCUAUGUUUACAAUAAAAUGAACAAAAAAUUUGAGCUGGAUCAUGACAAAAGAGAUAUUUUGGCCCAGCCUUGUUUGAAGUCGGGACAACUGAGGCAGCGCUAUGAAAUGUUAUUACAGAAAACUCUAAGACAUGAGUUGUUUGCGCCGGCAGUUAUUGAGAAUGGUGUAACUUCCGAAUCGAGAGCAAAGAAAUUCAAAUUGUUUUAUUGUGAAAAUCUCUUGGCCAAUUCUUCGGUUGAGGAAGCUGUUGUUUUGGGUUUGUUAACUCAACUGAAGGAGGGCAAAUUUUACAUCGAAGAUCCCACGGGCUGUGUUGAAUUGGAUUUAAGUGCGGCCAGAUUUCAUGCGGGCUUCUUUUGUGAAGGGUGCUUUGUCUUAGCUGAAGGGUCAUAUAAUGGAGACAUUUUAAAAGUGGACGGAUUAGGAUUUCCUCCUGCUGAACCGGCUGCCAGUAGUCGAGCCUUUUUUGGCACUCAAAACAGUUGGGGAGGUGACUCUACGAAAUUAUUAAAAUAUUCUACACGAUUGCAGGAAUUAGAGAGAACAAACACUGAAGCCACUAUAGUGUUCCUCUCAGAUGUUAGACUAGAUGUACCGGUGGUUAUGGAAAAAUUACGCAUGUUAUUUGUGGGCUAUGAUUCCUGUCCUCCUGUAGCUAUAGUACUCAUGGGACCUUUUGCGGCCAGUGAAAGACAACAUCAUACCUUGAAACAGCACCUCAAUGCCUUGGGCGCCUUGGCCAAUGGUUGUGAACAGCUGAAAAAACAAACGGAACUUAUACUAAUACCUUCUUGUGAAGAUCCUGCAUCUCCCAACAUAUUUCCCCGAUCACCUAUACCAAACACCUUAGCUGCAGGUUUGCUUAAGGUAUGGCCACGCACACGUUUAGCUACUAAUCCUUGUCGUCUACAAUAUUGUACACAACAAAUUGUCGUUUGUCGUCUCGAUUUGAUGGCAAAAUUUUGCCGAAAUACCCUUCAUUUUCCACCGGAUACAUCGAAAAUUGAACAACACUUUGCUCGUACUCUAAUAUGUCAGGGUCAUUUAACACCGAUUCACCCUAUAGCCAUGCCCGUGCACUGGGAUUAUGAUGCUGCCCUGUGGCUGUAUCCAUUACCCGAUUUAAUAGUCAUUGGUGAUUCAUGUCAAAGUUUUUCGACGGCACAACACGGUUGUACGGUAUUGAAUACCGGAUCAUUUGUCAAAUCGAAAUUCGCCUUUAAAGUUUAUAUACCAUCGACAAGGACCAUAGAAGAUUCAGAGAUUCCUGAUCAAAUGGAUGAAGAAUGAAGUUGUUUUUUAUUUGUGUAUACUACAAUAAGGUUUUUAAAAAUGGUAAAUAAAAACUGUUCGUAAAAAAUUUCAAUCGA
This is a messenger RNA of Calliphora vicina (urban bluebottle blowfly), 1737 nucleotides long. It is a transcript of the gene DNApol-epsilon58, whose product is annotated as DNA polymerase epsilon subunit 2. NCBI's taxonomy places the organism in Eukaryota, Metazoa, Arthropoda, Insecta, Diptera, Calliphoridae. The record is from RefSeq and is a predicted model, not a curated record. Bases 77 to 1657 code for a protein of 526 amino acids. Gene Ontology annotation, molecular function: DNA binding. Gene Ontology annotation, cellular component: epsilon DNA polymerase complex. Gene Ontology annotation, biological process: error-prone translesion synthesis; DNA-templated DNA replication. The transcript is spliced from 2 exons.